Neltuma alba is the source of this 770-nucleotide messenger RNA. RefSeq names its product dirigent protein 22-like. NCBI's taxonomy places the organism in Eukaryota, Viridiplantae, Streptophyta, Magnoliopsida, Fabales, Fabaceae. The record is from RefSeq and is a predicted model, not a curated record.
CAACUCCGUUCUUCCUUUUGGCAGAAGAGCAUCUUUCAAGUUUCAACAAUGGCUUCCCAAUCCCUCGUCUCCUUCUUACUUUUCCUCUCUUUCUCCUCCCCUUCUCUCAUUUCCGUCAUCGCCGAACACGACUUCGUUCGCCCGAUCGAUCGGAAGGUCCUCGGUCUCAAGAACAAAUCUGAGCACUUCCGAUUCUACUGGCACGACAUCCUCAGCGGCGAAAAACCCACCUCCGUCCCAGUCGUUGCGCCGCCGAUCAACUCCACCACUGGUUUCGGACUGGUGAACAUGAUCGAUAAUCCCCUGACGUUAGGUCCGGAAUUGAACUCCACAGUGGUGGGAAGAGCUCAAGGGUUUUACGCGUCGGCGUCGCAGAGCGAAGUAGGGCUUAUGAUGGCGAUGAAUUUCGCGUUCAUGGAAGGGAAGUACAACGGAAGCACCAUCACGGUGCUGGGGAGGAACCCGGUGUUCAACAAAGUGAGGGAGAUGCCGGUGAUCGGAGGAAGUGGGCUUUUCCGAUUUGCCAGAGGAUACGCGGAAGCUCGAACCCACUGGUGGUCUCCCGCUUCCGGGGACGCCACCGUCGAGUACAACGUCUAUGUUAUGCAUUAUUGAUGCUUCUUCUAAUUUAAUUUCAGACUUCGGUUUUUUUUUUUUUGGGGUUAAUUUUGGGUGUUAAUGUCAUAGUCACAGGGCUCUCAUAGUUAUUGUGGAUGUGAUUAUGAGUUGGGCUUUUGCUUUAAUUAUUAUUUUUCUGAGUCAUAAUGAGG